Molecule: messenger RNA, 1260 nt
Organism: Salarias fasciatus (jewelled blenny)
Lineage: Eukaryota; Metazoa; Chordata; Actinopteri; Blenniiformes; Blenniidae
Gene: samd14
Product: sterile alpha motif domain containing 14
Exons: 10
Coding region: 1-1260 (419 amino acids)
Biological process (GO): actin filament organization; neuron projection development; calcium-mediated signaling
Cellular component (GO): cytoplasm; actin cytoskeleton; dendrite
Molecular function (GO): actin filament binding
Source: RefSeq, a predicted model, not a curated record
AUGUCUACCACCCUGGACGAUACAGAAAAUGUGUUUGAUCUAAACGAGGCGAUCCCAGAGACUGAGCUGCUGGACAACAGCAUCCAGAAAGGUCGCGCUCAGCUGUCCGUCAAGGCCCGGAGGCAACGCCCGUCCAGAUCUCGAUACCGUGACAGUGUGAGCUCCACAGAGGGUGAAGACAGCCUGGAGAGGAAGGAAAGUCCGGUUCACUCGGCUCGCUCACCGCUUCAUUUGGCGAAGCGAGGCUCCUCCCCCUCCCCCGAGUCACUGUUGUCAGUCCGAAGCCCCGCCUUCUCCUUUGACACGUCGUUGGUGCGUCGCUCUCCAGAAGAUGGGGGCGCGUCAUUGGCCGCGCCCCCACGGGGACGGUAUCAUCAGCUGACCAACGCCACGUCUCAGGAGCCGCUGGUGAUGCCGAGCAGCUCGCCAUCCAGAUCCUGCCCCUCGUCCGAAUGCUCGCCGGUUUACCUGAGGAGGAGCAGGAGGCCUGAAAGCGAAGUUCUGGUUUCUGAUACAAGUCGGGACACAAGUCCAGUUGAUCACGGUAGUUCAACCGUCGUCUUCGAUAAAAAGACCAAGAGACGCUUCUUGGACCUGGGGGUGACGCUGAGACGCUCCUACAUCCGGGUGAGGAAGGAUAAAUCCAACCGUCUCUCAGUGGGCAGCCGAGAGCCGUCUGAGAGUCCGUCCCGUUCCUCUGGGUCCUUCGUCUCCUUCUCCUGGUUCACUGAAGGACGUGGGUCACUCUCGUCCUCCGGGACUCCCCCUUGCUCCCCCAAAAUCCCCCCGCUGGGCUCCCAUGGACCCCGCAAGUCCCACUCCCAGGAAUCAGCCCUCAGUGAGGAGUAUUCUCCCCCUCAUACUUCCUCCUCCACCUCCCCUCCUGUGGAGUCGUCCUCCUCCAGGUCCUCACACCCAUACCACACCCUGUCACAGUCCUCAGACGAGCCCUGUGAGGAGCCCCCCUCCCUCAUGUCUUCGUGGACAACUCAGCAGGUUUGUCAGUGGCUGCAGGGACUCAACAUGGAGAAAUAUGUCCCAGAAUUCAGCGCAAGAGACAUUGACGGACAGGAGCUCCUACAGCUGGACGGCAACAAACUGAAAGGUCUGGGCGUGCUCAGUUCGUCGGAUCGCAGCGCGCUGAAACGCCGCAUCAAGGACGUCCAGAGUGCAGCUGAGAAGGAGAAGAAGGCCCUGAACAAACUGGAGAAACAGAAAGAAAAACAGAGACGGAAAGAACAGGAGCAGCGCAGGACCUGA